This is a messenger RNA of Meriones unguiculatus (Mongolian gerbil), 5650 nucleotides long. It is a transcript of the gene Arpp21, whose product is annotated as cAMP regulated phosphoprotein 21. The transcript has 21 exons. Gene Ontology annotation, cellular component: cytoplasm. The coding region runs from base 1062 to 3599 and encodes 845 amino acids. Gene Ontology annotation, molecular function: nucleic acid binding. The record is from RefSeq and is a predicted model, not a curated record. Lineage: Eukaryota; Metazoa; Chordata; Mammalia; Rodentia; Muridae.
CGAGAGUGACCGGCAGGUGGACGCUUUCACUCAGCCCGGGAGAGCUCCAGCGGGCGAGGUAGAGAGGUGGAGAGAGAGAGGAGAAGAGAGGAGAGGAGAGGAGAGAGAGAGAGAGAGAGAGAGAGAGAGAGAGAGAGAGAGAGAGAGAGAGAGAGAGAGAGAACUCAGUGAGAGAGGGAGGGACAGGGACAGCCAGCCCCGCACAUUCGCUAGCUCCCUGCAGUCACCUCCUCCCACCCGACCCGGGGAAGUGGCCGGAGCGGAGCGCAAAGUAGCAGAGAAGCUGCGGGAUCCGAGUACAGCAAGAAACCUGGUCCCCGCAGUGCUGGUGGGACCGCAGGACGCGGAGGGGCAGACAGAGCAGAGCUGGUCGCUACUCCCGAGAGAGGAGCGGAGCAAAGCUGGGAACACACACACACACACAAACACACACACGCACGCACGCGCGAGCGCACACACACACACACACACACACUUUCCUGGAGCAGACAGACAGACAGACUGACAGACAGGCAAACAGACACAAGGAGCUCAGCAGCCUGCGGUGGCUUACAGGCUCUCCAGCAGCGAAGACCUCCAAGCGUCCAGAGAGGCGACAGUCCGACAGCCACAGCCGGGCAGUCCGCACCAGCAGCGCCACUGCUGGGCAGCGCCAGGACCCCUGCCUCCAAGCCGAGUGCUCCUUUCGCUAGCAGUUAAAUAAACCGGCCAAACAACAAAGGCAAGCCACAAACCAAACUGACCCUACCAAAGCAUUCACUGAGAAACAAAUUUUCACAAAAGCCCCAAACGAAAUCCAGUCAGUCAAAGGCACCAGGACGCUGGGUAACUCCACCUUUCCUUCAGGUUGUCGGCCAUGUAUCACGCUGUGUAAGGAAGCUGACUCGAGAUGGACAUCCUGAACUGCUAAUGGGGACAUGGGAUGGCAAUUACCUCUGAUCACUUGUGUGGAUUCUCCCAGUGUGGAACCACAGAAGCUGCCAGCCACUCUUCCAGAUCUACAGCUGGAACUCUGUGCGAAAGGGUCUAAAAACUCAUUGUUUUAAUUUGCAUCUGGGAGAAUGUCUGAGCAAGGAGAACUGAACCCGACCAUAGUGGAGGAAGGACGGACUGAGACGGAGUCCGCCCCAGAAAAUGGCAUCCUCAAGUCGGAAAGCCUGGAUGAGGAGGAGAAGCUGGAACUGCAGCGGCGACUGGCGGCUCAGAACCAAGAAAGAAGAAAAUCCAAGUCAGGAGCAGGCAAAGGGAAGCUGACCAGGAGUCUUGCUGUCUGUGAAGAAUCUUCAGCUAGACCUGGAGGCGAAAGUCAUCAGGAUCAGGAAUCAAUUCAUUUACAGCUUUCCAGUUUCCCCAGCCUGCAAGAGGGGGAUAAAUCUAGGAAGGAUGAUACUGAGAGAGAAAAAGAAAAGGAUAAAAACAGAGAUAAACCCUCUGAGAAACCCAAGAUCAGAAUGUUAUCAAAAGAUUGCAGCCAAGAAUACACGGAUUCCACAGGCAUAGACUUACAUGAGUUUCUGAUUAACACUCUGAAGAACAAUUCCAGGGACAGGAUGAUUCUCUUGAAAAUGGAGCAGGAAAUGAUUGAUUUCAUUGGUGACAGCAAUAACCACUAUAAAAAGUUCCCCCAGAUGUCAUCAUAUCAGAGGAUGCUGGUCCAUCGGGUGGCAGCCUACUUCGGAUUGGACCACAACGUGGAUCAAACUGGAAAGUCUGUCAUCAUCAAUAAAACAAACAGCACCAGAAUACCAGAGCAAAGGUUUUGUGAACAUUUAAAAGAUGAAAAAAGUGAAGAAUCCCAGAAGCGGUUUAUCUUGAAGCGAGAUAACUCUAGUGUUGAUAAAGAAGACAAUCAGCAAAACAGAAUGCAUCCAUUUAGAGAUGACAGACGAAGUAAAUCAAUUGAAGAGAGAGAAGAGGAGUAUCAGAGAGUGAGGGAGAGAAUAUUUGCACAUGAUUCAGUUUGCUCCCAGGAAAGUCUAUUUUUGGACAACAGUAGGCUCCAGGAAGACAUUCACAUAUGCAAUGAGACCUAUAAGAAAAGACAGCUCUUUCGAGGUAACCGAGACAGCUCAGGAAGAACUUCUGGGAGCCGGCAGAGCAGCUCGGAGACUGAGCUCAGGUGGUCCGACCACCAGCGGGCCUGGAGCAGCACAGAUUCGGACAGCUCCAACCGCAACCUAAAGCCCACCAUGACCAAGACCGCAAGUUUUGGGGGCAUCACGGUGCUGACCAGGGGCGACAGCACAUCCAGUACCAGGAGUGCUGGGAAACUGUCCAAAACAGGUUCUGAGUCUUCCAGCAGCACAGGCUCCUCAGGAUCGCUGUCCCGCACCCACCCUCCUCUGCAGGGUGCGGCCCUGACUUCUAGUGUGGCAGCUGGUUCUCCUGGCUGCCUGGCCUAUUCAGAGAAUGGAAUGGGGGGCCAGGUCCCUCCCAGCAGCACCAGCUACAUCCUCCUACCACUUGAAGCUGCAACUGGUAUCCCUCCUGGAAGCAUCCUUCUUAAUCCACACACAGGUCAGCCCUUUGUGAAUCCGGAUGGGACCCCUGCCAUCUACAACCCCCCUGGCAGCCAGCAGGCACUGCGUGGCACUGUUGGGGGGCAGCCGCAGCAACCCCCCCAGCAACAGCCGUCACCUCAGCCUCAGCAGCAGGUGCCACCAUCGCAGCCCCAGAUGGCAGGGCCGCUGGUCACUCAGUCUGUCCAGGGCCUGCAGCCGUCUUCCCAGUCUGUGCAAUAUCCAGCGGUCUCUUUUCCUCCCCAGCAUCUCCUGCCUGUGUCGCCAACGCAGCACUUCCCCCUGAGAGAAGAGGUGGCUGCACAGUUCAGCCAGCUGAGCAUGAGCCGCCAGUCCUCUGGAGACACGCCUGAGCCCCCCUCCGGUACCGUCUACCCAGCCUCCCUCAUGCCACAGCCAGCUCAGCCACAGAGCUAUGUCAUCACUUCUGCGGGCCAGCAGCUGUCCACAGGGGGAUUCUCAGACUCUGGCCCUCUCAUCUCCCAGCCAGUCCUGCAGGCCCCGCCUUCUCCCCAGGGAUUUGUACAGCAGCCCCCACCUGCACAGAUGCCCGUAUAUUACUACCCAUCUGGUCAAUACCCUACCUCAACCGCACAGCAGUACCGACCCCUGGCCUCCGUCCAGUACAGUGCUCAGCGGGGUCAGCAAAUACCCCAGGCCGCACAGCAAGCAGGUUACCAGCCAGUCUUGUCUGGGCAGCAGGGCUUCCAAGGCCUGAUGGGAGUUCAGCAGUCAGCUCACGGCCAGGCUGUGAUGAGCAGUCAGCAGGGAGCCUCAGUGCAGGGGGUGGUGGUCUCCUACCCAGCCAUGUCUUCUUAUCAGGUGCCAAUGACCCAAGGUUCUCAAGCAGUGCCCCAGCAGACAUACCAAUCGCCAAUCAUGCUGCCCAACCAGGCAGGCCAAGGGUCGCUCCCAGCCACCGGAAUGCCUGUGUACUGUAACGUCACACCGCCAAGCCCUCAGAACAACCUACGGCUGAUUAGUGCUCACUGCCCCUCCAGCGCGGUUCCUGUCAUGUCUGCUAGCUGUAGGACAAACUGUGCGAGCAUGAGCAACGCUGGUUGGCAGGUGAAGUUCUGAGCGCUCAGGCUGCCUGCAGGCCACCUCAUCGGGCGUUAACUCAUGGCCUUCAGAGGAAGAGGAAGGAGACUGACAACUGGCUGAGGACUUCUGUAUUCACUCAACACUCAAAUGAUUGCUGCUGGUAUUCUGUACAAACUAAUCAAAGACUAUUACACUCAUUAGCUGGUUAAUGGUGCAUAUUUCUGUCAUGUCUGCUAGGUAUGCCUUUCUAGCUUAGCUAGUGACAUGAAUUCAUCAAGGUAAGAUUUUCUACCACUGAAUACCACUGUGUAGAUUACAAUAUCCCUGAUUCGAAUUAGUUUUGUACUUUGUGUUGAGUUUGUGAUGCUAAAAGUAUUUAAAAAUAUAUAAACUAAAUCACACUGUACCAAAGCUGUAAUGGAAAAGAGAAGAAUUAAGGAAUGGAAGGAAUAAUUUAUAUACACUAUAGAGUUUUCUUUUUUAAAUGGAUAUAUAUGGUAUUGUAGUGUUUAAUCAAAAUAAAAGCUUAUUUGACCUUAUGGAGGAAGGUCAUGUUUUUAUCACGUUUGCUUCAGUCUCUCUUUCAAUAUGCUAUUUGCUAGUUUAGUUAAUGUUUUUAUUAGCAGAUGUUAAAUUACACAAAACGAGCUUCACCCUGACAUUUUCAUACUUUUAUAGAGUGCCUUUUGACCACAUUUAACCUCAGUGUCUCCUCAAAUUCUCCUUGGUACCCUCCCUCUUCUUACUUAGUGCCAUUGCUUUCAUGGCACUUUCCAUUUGUUUAUUCUUAAUGAAUCAAUGAGUCUCUCUCUCUCUCUCUCUCUCUCUCUCUCUCUCUCUCUCUCUUCUCUCUCUCUCUGUCUCUUGUGGUAGAGGCUUGAUUUGGCUUACACUUCUACAUUGCUGUCCAUCACGAAAGAAAGUCAGGACAGGAACUCAAACAGGGCUGGAACCUGGAGGCAGGAGCUCACUCAGAGGCCAUGGAGGGCCUGCUUACUGCUGCUGCUCACUGGCUUGCUCCAAACCAAUGAGUUUCAUUGGGGCUUCCUACAGAAGCACAGGGGAUUAUUUCCAGAAGCUUGCACAAUUAUCUCCUUAGAGGAAAAGUCUAUCCCCAUUAGCCACUGACUUUCUACAAAUCCUCAGAGAGGAGCAGGGACUUAUGAACCUCCUCCUCCCAUUGCAGGACACUGAUAAGCUCCCUUCAUGCAGGUAAUCGUGGGCUCAGUUGUGCCACACUGCAUUAUGCCUAGAAGAUAGUGUUCCAAGAAAAUCCACCUCUUCCUCUAGCUCUUACAUUCUUUCCAUCCCUUCUUCUGUGAUGUUUUCUGUGCCUUGGGGGAGAAAUCAGAUAGAAGUCUCAUUUAUGCCCGAACGUUCAAUAUCAGUUUUAUUCGUGUUUUAUUGGUGUCACUGUUGUUUUUUCUAGGCGUUAUCUCAUGGACACUGCAUGGAAAAGUUGUUUCUGGGCAUUUAGAGUUGAAUGACUUCUUAGAGAUACUAUAGGCAAGCACUUUUAAUAACCCCUGCGGUUGAUAUUAUUAUAAAGGUCAUGAACGUAAGAUGAUGUCCGUGUCAUUGCUUUUACUUCUAGAAAUAUUGGAUAUGUAUAACUAUACUGUACCUACUAGGAAAUGCUAAAUGUUGUCACUAAAAAUACUCACCCUACAUCUAGCCUUGUUCUGUCUUUCUUGGAGUUCAACCAUGUACCUUAAAGGUAAAUUUGUUUAUAGUAAUAUACAAGAGGCCAAGCCUGAUUCCUCCUGUUAUACUCAAAUGUAUACUUCAAAGCACCGCCGGUUCCGACACUCAGAGGCACAGACAUUUUUCGUGGCAACUGAAAAAGGAUGUAUAUAGCAAUGAUUUAAUCACAAAAGCUAGAGCAUCUGCAAAGCAAAUAUAAGAAGUGUGUGAUUCUCCAAUCCCCCAAUGUAUAAUUCCCCAAGGGGCUCGUGGUUAAAACUGAGUUAGGACAACAUUUAAAAAUUAAUAACUGAACUCUGGACUCUGAGAAUUGAUCCUUAGAAUGAUGUUUAUUUGAGGGAAUAAAACCUCGUAGCUUUCAUCUUAAUACCACAGCAUAAUAA